Molecule: messenger RNA, 243 nt
Organism: Saxophila tyrrhenica
Lineage: Eukaryota; Fungi; Ascomycota; Dothideomycetes; Mycosphaerellales; Extremaceae
Exons: 2
Coding region: 1-243 (80 amino acids)
Biological process (GO): regulation of DNA-templated transcription
Cellular component (GO): mitochondrion
Molecular function (GO): DNA-binding transcription factor activity
Source: RefSeq, a predicted model, not a curated record
AUGCAUCCUCAUUUACACACCAAAGACAAUCGAGGUUGCGAGGAAGUGAUGACGGCGCUGGAAGAAUGCCACGCGCAAGGCUUUCUGUGGAAGUCGAUGGGCAUGUGCAGCGAUCUGAAGACGCAGGUCAACAAGUGUCUACGAGCGGAGAGACUGGAACGGACGGCGAAGAAUCGAGAGCAGGCGAGGGAGAAGCGGGAGAAGAUGAAGGCUAUCUUUCAAGAGAUUGAUGCGAACUCUUGA